Molecule: messenger RNA, 389 nt
Organism: Python bivittatus (Burmese python)
Lineage: Eukaryota; Metazoa; Chordata; Lepidosauria; Squamata; Pythonidae
Source: RefSeq, a predicted model, not a curated record
UCCCUUUGCAUGGCUGGCGUACAUGCAGGAGUGGUAUCUAAUGUUCUUGGAGGUCAAAUCAAUGUUGUAAUCAGCAAAGGUAUUCCAUACUAUGAAAGCUCUCUGGCUAACAACGUUACAUCAAAAGUAGGCCCUCUGUCUUCAGGUCUCUUCACUUUUAAAACCAGUGGUUGUUAUGGGACACUUGGAAUGGAGUCUGGAGUAAUUGCUGAUUCACAAAUUAAUGCAUCCUCAUUUUUAGAAUGGCCUGAGCAACUGGGUCAACCAAGCACUUGGAACCCAGAAAGAGCCAGGUUGAAAAGGCCUGGACAUUCUUGGGCAGCUUUUACUAAUGAUGAAUAUCAGUGGUUACAAAUAGAUCUAAACAAAGAACAACGAAUAACAGGUAA